Messenger RNA from Fusarium proliferatum ET1, 1944 nucleotides. RefSeq lists its product as uncharacterized. The record is from RefSeq and is a predicted model, not a curated record. Bases 1 to 1944 code for a protein of 647 amino acids. Lineage: Eukaryota; Fungi; Ascomycota; Sordariomycetes; Hypocreales; Nectriaceae. The transcript is spliced from 3 exons.
AUGCAUCGCUAUUCUGUUCAAAGGGUUGGUGAUGAGUACGUCUACACUCGCAUUUUCGAAGAGUGGGAAGACUCAGACUAUGUGGACGAUGAUGAAGAACUUGUCAUCAGCCAAGAAAACGCUCAAUUGAUUGCUUGGAUUGACGGAUUUGAGGAGUCUAUGCCCACUAUCGAAGAAGUGCACGCAAGAUACCAUGAACUGGUCGGCAAGCAUACAGCAGAUGACAUUUCUAGCAGAAAUGCUAGUGAGCGUUUCUGGUUACAUAGGCUAAUGAAUGGCACAGUGGGAGGUCCAAAAUCUUCAAAGAGAGAUGGUGUUCUCAGGCUUCCAGGAUAUGGUCUCCCCUUGAGUUUCGGCAUAGACAACAAGAAACGUCAGCCUUUCCUUCUUGGCUUGCAUGAUGAAGAUUGGAAAUCGCGAACACUCAUGAAUCGUGAAGUGUGUAUGCUCAAGUUGGAGGAGGAUAUCACAAACAAGCCGCAUUGGUGGGAGAAAGUCUUGAAAGCUGAUAUUGUCUACAAAUGGAAGCAAGAAGCGCUGCAAAUGCCAUGGACAAGCUAUCAGCACAAUGGUGAUUUUACAAGCAAAAUGGCCGAUGCGUGCUUCAAGGAUCUUGCGGCAAAGGCUAAAAUUUACGAACAAGUGAAGCUAAUCCCCGUGAUGGAAUCUUCCUCUUGUGCCAUCAAGUCUGACGCGCUUCUCCCCAAUGAGUUGACACAGAAGCUCAGAACUGCGGCUGCAUUACUUGAAGACGUUCCUGGGUCCCAGCGAGACUGGCAUCCGGGAAGCAACGAGAUGGUGCUGGACCUUGUUCACCCCUCACUCUGGCCGUUGGUGUUUGGCCGAUCUCGAAUUGUCUCCGACAAAUACGUAACGCUGGACAAGUGCCUUGAUCAUUGCGGGUCGGGAGAAGUCAUCCCGGAGCCUAAAAGGCCACAUCUCAAGAUACCAGACGGCUCUCCAUUUUUCACUGAAUACAACGAUAAGAGAGCUUCAUCACUACGAUACCAGUGGCUUCCAUGCGAUGUUGAUCUGAUAGGUAGUCGACCACGAAUCAAGAGCUACGUCAACAAUCUUCACCCUGUGCGAUACAAAGCCGUAUAUUCUCUCAUCGAAGAGCUUAUUGAAAUAUCCCUCCCCGCUUGGGAUAUUGUCUGCCGUUCAGCUCGCAAGGAGUUCAAGUUCAAGAGAUUCGGAACCGUUCACGAAGUCAAGUGGAUGUGUAACGUUCCUGAGAUCUGUUCGAAGAUGCAUGGCUGUUAUCCGAGUAGUAGAUCAUUCGCAGAAGGCGAGGAUUACGACAGUGGUUCGGAAACUAGUUCUGUCUUAGAAGAGGGUGAGCGGUUGAACAGGGAAUGGUGGGCAGAAACUCACAAAAUUAAAUGCCCAGAACCAUUGGAGGAUGCAACAUACCCCCUGAAUGCAUCCCAUUUCAGAAGUGAAGGUUUCUUCAACGAUGCCUCACAGAUUCAAGUCAUUUUCAAGAUGGCAAACAUUCAUCUGACUCCUGAGAAGCCCAGGUAUGAUGGUGGCUCAUGGCACGUUGAAGGGCAACUCAACGAACAUAUCUGCGCCACGGCUCUGUUCUACUACGACAGCGACAACAUCACCGAGUCUCGUCUUUCCUUCCGUACUCAUGCGGAUAGAGAAAACCUUAGAGAUAGGCUUAGUUACUCUCAGGGAGACCACCAUGGUAUUGAAGCGAUCUUUGCCAUCAAAACUAAAGGGGAUAAGAUGCAGGAUCUAGGGAGCGUCAUGACACCAGAAGGUCGAGCCUUGUUUUUCCCUAAUGUUUAUCAGCACCGAGUUGAACCUUUUGAGUUGGCCGACAAGACGCGCCCCGGGUAUCGCAAAAUUGUCGCUCUGUUUCUUGUUGACCCAGUCAUCCCGAUCAUCUCGACAGGCAACGUGCCCCCCUCAACAAAAGCAUUGGUGGAAGGAUGA